CCUUCCCUCUCCGAUUUCAGCAAUUUUCAAUUUCAAUUUUAUGCGCAACCGAUGGCGGCCGAAAGCCCUACCAACCCUAUACAGAUCAGGGAGGUAUGGUCCGACAAUUUGGAAUCCGAAUUCGCGAUCAUCUCGGAUCUAAUCGACACCUACCCUUUUAUCUCCAUGGACACCGAGUUUCCCGGCGUCAUCUUCAAGGCCGACCGCCGCCUCCCCGCCGACCACUACCACAUUCUCAAGGCAAACGUCGAUGCCCUAAACCUCAUCCAACUCGGCCUCACCCUCACUGAUCCCUCCGGCAACCUCCCCGCCCCCGGCAUCUGGCAGUUCAACUUCUCCGAUUUCGACGCCGCAAUCCACCCCCACGCUCCGGAGUCGAUAGAGCUCCUCCGCUCCCAUGGAAUCGACUUCGACGCGAACCGCUCUAAGGGGAUCGAUUCGGUCCGGUUCGCUGAGCUGAUGAUGGGGUCCGGGGUGGUGUGCAACGACGCUGUGAGCUGGGUGACCUUCCACAGCGCCUACGACUUCGGGUACCUGGUGAAGGUCCUGACGGGGCGGCCGCUCCCGGCCACGCUGAGCGAGUUCCUGUGCGUGCUGGCGGCAUUCUUCGGGAGCAACGUGUACGACGUGAAGCAUCUGAUGCGC
Molecule: messenger RNA, 645 nt
Organism: Salvia hispanica
Lineage: Eukaryota; Viridiplantae; Streptophyta; Magnoliopsida; Lamiales; Lamiaceae
Source: RefSeq, a predicted model, not a curated record